AUGAGCUGCUAUAUUAAAUAUUACACGGAGUACCUACCCAGAAUUUCAAGUGUCGUUGUUUCGAUCGAGAUUUUGAACCAUUUGGCACAUAUUGCAGACAUAGCGUUAGUGAGUCCACUUGAGCUCGUUCUAAAGUUUAGUGACGGCCAUAAUGAUCUGAUAAAAUUAUCUCACGCUGUUUAUCAUCCUUACAAUAAAAUUGCCAAAUCUUUCUUACAGUUUUCACCAGAUGACAAUUGUUAUACUUUGAAGCUCAAAUGUAUGGAUAAGAUUGAAGAAAUCAAUUCCCGGUCACAGAACUAUUUCAUGUCUUUCAAUGACCACUAUAGAUGGAACGCCAAAUAUUUAAACUCAAUGAGGAAAAACGACACAGAAUUCAAAAUAUGUUGUUUAAAUUGUAGGAAUGAAAUAAUCAAUUCCUCGGAUAUUAAUCGGAUGAAUGAGUUGCCAUCGGAGAUAUGGUCGGAUAUGAUGGAUUUUUGGCAUUGUCAUAAACCUCAUGAAAAUGGAGAACACCAAGAAGUUGAUGCAAAUAAAUAUUCAGUGUUAAGACCCUCCCAGAACUCUAUAAAUAUUGGGCUUUAUUAUUUCUCUUUGAAUAAUGGUGAUGCGUUUAAUACAGGGUUGAAUAUUGAUACCGAAACUAUUGAUUUUGAAAAAAAUCUGAAUCCCGUACAAUGUCUGAAAUGCGAGCAUGUUUUGGGUGCAUUAGACUUCAAAACUAAUUUAAUUAAGUUGAAUAAAUGGAAUUUCAAGUUGAUACAGAGUGAUAAAGAGGAGAUAUUCAAUCCUUAUUCAUUUGCAUACAGUCUAAUUAUUGAUCUGAUCAAUUCGAGUGCUUCUCGGGUAUUUCAAGUAGUGAACAACAACAAAAUAUAUGGCAAGACUCCCUACAAUGGAACAGUGCCGAAUGUAUUAUAUAUAUGGGUAUUUAAUUCAGGAAUUACUGCCUCGGUAACUGGAUUGAAUUUAUUAGAAGAUUGUCUAAAAAUUUAUUACUCAACUAGCUGGGAAGUUCUUGAAUCAGAAAGACGCGUUACUAACAAGCGGUCUUUCAAAAACGAGAUCGAGUCUGAAGAAAUCGAAUUACAGAGUGAUGUAAUGGCCGAUUUAUUUGAAAUGCUCCAAAGAUCGAAUAAGAAUUUACCAAAAAACUGUAAAACCAUGGGUAAAUGGGAGCUAGGCUUAUUGCCAUUUGAGUGGAAGCAGUAG
This is a messenger RNA of Saccharomycopsis crataegensis, 1212 nucleotides long. RefSeq names its product putative polyadenylation protein (gene IPA1). Gene Ontology annotation, molecular function: ubiquitin conjugating enzyme binding; ubiquitin protein ligase activity; cyclin binding. Gene Ontology annotation, biological process: protein monoubiquitination; protein autoubiquitination; proteasome-mediated ubiquitin-dependent protein catabolic process. Gene Ontology annotation, cellular component: cytosol; ubiquitin ligase complex; nucleus. Lineage: Eukaryota; Fungi; Ascomycota; Saccharomycetes; Ascoideales; Saccharomycopsidaceae. The record is from RefSeq and is a predicted model, not a curated record. The transcript has a single exon. Bases 1 to 1212 code for a protein of 403 amino acids.